AAUUUCUCUCCCAAAAAAAGAAAAAAAAAAAUGGCAGCAUCAAGUUGUAAGCUAAGAAAUUCAUUUUCUUUUCCAAAUCUUUUACUUUCAUGCUUAAACUUAAUCUUAUUCAUACUUUCUACUGCUUCACUUGCUCCUAUACUUCUCCUUAAAACACCCCCUACUUCCUUAGGCUAUGCUCUACUUAUAUCUUCGUCUAUAUCUCUUUUAUCCUCUUUUCUCGGGUUAUACUCUCGCCUUACUCACUUGUGUUUUGUGACAUACAUUUCCUUCCUACUCGCCUCGCUUGCUAGCCAAGUGCUUAGCUUCAUGGCCUUGUUUUUGAAGGAGAAAACAAGCCUAUCGAUGCUAGAUUCACCAAGGGAUCCUAGAGAGGCGAAGGUGUUGGUGAGGUUGGAAUGUGGGAUUUUGAUGGUUAUGUUUGUGUUGCAAGUUGUGGUUUUGGUGGUGAGUUGUGUUAUUCAUAGGUGUUGGAUGAAGGAGUAUCAAGGGUUGGAGGAGGAGGAGAGGGAGAAGAUGUCGAGGAAGCGGAGUAGGAGGAUAGCCGGAAUCGAUGAGGAAUCGGUGCCGAAUGGGGUGGCUGUUAAGGUUUCUGAGGACAAGGCUAAGGAGUUGGAUGAGAAGGUGAAGAGUAAAUUUGGUGAAAAAUGAUUUUGAAGGAUAAGAUAUUAAGAUGGUUUUAUUAAGGUUUUUGUUGUGUAAUUAGUUAUUUUAUUUGUGCUUUAAUUUCGAUUUGAAUUAUGUAUUACUACUAGUAAUCUCUAGUCAGCUUCAAAAAAAAAUGUUCUAUUCUCUGUUUGAGUAGAUUGACAAUUAUACCUUCCAAGGUAACAAUGCUUUAUCAAUUAUACCUUAGUUUUGCAAGUCAACAUAGUCGAUUAAUAUGUUUUUUUUUUUAAAAAAAAUAAAUAAUCAAAUCCGCAUAUCAUUCCUUCA
Molecule: messenger RNA, 936 nt
Organism: Chenopodium quinoa (quinoa)
Lineage: Eukaryota; Viridiplantae; Streptophyta; Magnoliopsida; Caryophyllales; Amaranthaceae
Exons: 1
Coding region: 31-651 (206 amino acids)
Source: RefSeq, a predicted model, not a curated record